Molecule: messenger RNA, 1600 nt
Organism: Asterias rubens (European starfish)
Lineage: Eukaryota; Metazoa; Echinodermata; Asteroidea; Forcipulatida; Asteriidae
Product: G patch domain-containing protein 11-like
Exons: 7
Coding region: 23-832 (269 amino acids)
Cellular component (GO): kinetochore
Molecular function (GO): nucleic acid binding
Source: RefSeq, a predicted model, not a curated record
CGAACGUAAACAGUUUACAAAAAUGGCACACGACGAAGAUGACUACAUGUCCGACGCUUUUCUUGUUGAAAGCAGUAAAUCAACCGAUCGUGGCCUCGCAUGGGGAAAGCACGUCAAGAAAAACAAGAAAGACGCUCAACACAAGGCAAUCAAUGAGCAACACCGCACUAAGUUCAAGCCGAUCAAAGAGCGUGAGCAGGAACACCGACUGAAGGGUCUGAGUAAUGCACUGACUAGUGACAACAAGGGGUUCGCUAUGCUGGAGAAGAUGGGGUACAAGAGCGGUAUGGGUCUUGGCAAAAAAGGUGGUGGUAGAUCGGAGCCCGUUCCAGUUGAAAUUAAAACAGGUAGAGGAGGUUUAGGAAGAGAGUCCCAAAUGAAGGAUCAGCAGGAGACGAGGCAACGUCAAUAUCUAGAAACCGUGCGACAACGAGCUUCAAUGGAAGUAGAAUACAGGCAGGAUUUCCGUCAGCGCAUGAGCAGUAAGUUUAUUGACAAGGAGACAGAGAAAGACCUGAACACAAGCCAGAAAGCAUGUGAACAUUUGGAUGUCUCUCAGGAGAUUGAAACACCUGUAGAGCCAUGGUACUGGCCUAAGAAGCCUUCUGAAGAACCUGAAGAAGAAGAUAAAGAAGAUGAAGAAGAAGAAGAGGACGAGGAGGAGGAGGAGCCUGAACCAGGAAGUCACCUGACUUCAGCAGAGAAGCUUGUACAAAUAACCAGCUACCUCCGUAGUCAACACACAUACUGUAUAUGGUGCGGGACAUCAUUUGAAGAUCAGCGUGAUUUAGCAGACAAUUGUCUGGGCAACACAGCUGAGGAUCACAGGUAGCAGGAACCGAAACGAUGGACAGAUAAAUAUACUACACUGUACAAACAUCCCGGGCUCAGUUUCAUGGGUCUGCUUACCCCAAGUAAAGAAUCGGCACUUACGUCAAAGAAUCGGCACUUACAUGUACGUCAAGCAUUCACCGGUUAGUAGGGAACUUCGGCUUGUGCAGGUGUGUACUCCGUGUUACAAAGGCAUUCUCUGCUUACACAGCUAGCCCAAAAAUUGGACACUUGCUCUGCAAGCGGAGAGUGGUGAUCGUAUAAGCGCAAGAUUCGGCAGUAAGCAGAACCAUGAAAUAGGGCCCUGUAAUGACUAGGCAUUCUGUUCAAUUGUUACAUAUGAUCAAUUCAUGACACCCAUGUCAGUCUGCAAAACGAUUUACCUGGUGAUGUGGUGAUCACACUUUGAACCGACUGAUUGAUCAACUCACCAGCCUGAACUCAGAUAUCUUAUGGUGAACACUCAUGAUAUUCAAAUAUCAUGAACAGGUUCUCUGCAAUGCUAAAGGGGACUCUUAAUUUCAUUGUCUAUUCUCGUCAGACUAGGUCAAGUCAAGUCUAACCUAAAUAUUGAAAAGUGAAGAAAAAUAUGACCUUAACCCACUUAGUUGGAGCGUGCCAUAAUUGGUCUUUGUGUACUACAUGUUUACCUGCAGAGAAUACCCACUGAAGAGGCUGCACCAUGCUGUAGGCUAGCUCUCUUAAAGGCACUGGACACUAUUGGUAAUACCUCAAAAUAAUUGUUAGCACAAAACCUUACUUGGUAAUG